Molecule: messenger RNA, 1980 nt
Organism: Dioszegia hungarica
Lineage: Eukaryota; Fungi; Basidiomycota; Tremellomycetes; Tremellales; Bulleribasidiaceae
Product: P-loop containing nucleoside triphosphate hydrolase protein
Exons: 9
Coding region: 1-1980 (659 amino acids)
Biological process (GO): ribosomal large subunit biogenesis
Cellular component (GO): nucleolus
Molecular function (GO): GTP binding; RNA binding; GTPase activity
Source: RefSeq, a predicted model, not a curated record
AUGUCUACCGUAGCAGGCCUCCAGGCCAUCGCGCCAGUCCCAAAUGCGGCGGACUUUAUCGAUGCCGUCCUCAACGCGACCAUGCGAAAGACCCCGACGCAGAUUCACAAGAACUUCAAGAUCUCGCGUAUCAGGCGAUUCUACAUGCGAAAGGUCAAAUUCACCCAGGACACCUUUGACGAGAAGCUCGGUCGGAUCAUCUCCGAGUUCCCAGUUCUCGACAACCUCCACCCCUUCCUCUCUUCCCUCCUUAACGUUCUGUACGACAAGAACCACUACAAGCUCGCCCUCGGCCAGCUCAAUACCUGCCGCCACCUCAUCUCCCAGGUCGCCAAGGACUACUGCCGUCUCCUCAAAUUCGGUGACUCGCUGUACCGAUGCAAGCAGCUCAAGCGGGCCGCCCUUGGUCGUAUGGCGACCAUCAUGAAGCGUCAGAAGGACCCAUUGGCGUACCUCGAGCAGGUUAGACAGCACAUUUCGCGUCUGCCCGCGAUCGACCCCAACACCCGCACGCUCUUGAUCUGCGGCUACCCCAACGUCGGGAAGAGUUCGUUCGUCAAUAAGAUCACUAGGGCCGAUGUCGAUGUUCAGCCCUACGCCUUCACCACCAAAUCCCUUUUCGUCGGCCACAUGGACUACAAGUAUCUCCGAUGGCAGGUCAUUGACACUCCCGGUGUGCUCGAUCACCCUCUCGAGGAGAUGAACACCAUUGAGAUGCAGUCGAUCACUGCGCUCGCCCAUCUCCGCAGUGCCGUCAUGUACUUUAUGGACUUGUCGGAGCAGUGUGGCUACUCUGUUGAAGCUCAGUGCAAGCUCUUCCACUCGAUCAAGCCCCUCUUCCAAAACAAGCCCGUCAUCCUCGUCAUCAACAAGAUCGACAUUGUUCGCCUUUCCGACCUGUCGGAGGAGAACCGGGCCUACAUCGAUUCCAUCACCUCCGAUUCGACCGUCACCGUCGUCGAAGCCUCCACCUACUCUGAAGAGGGUGUCAUGAACGUCCGCAACACCGCCUGCGACGCUCUUCUCGCACACCGUGUCGAGCAAAAGAUGCGCGGAAACCGGAUCGAGGCGAUCGCCAACAAGGUGUACGUGGCGAUGCCGGCGAAGCGGGACGAGGUUGACCGGGCGCCGUUCAUCCCGGAUGCAGUCAAGGCGAGGGAGAAGUACAACAAGGAGGAUCCCGAGCGGCGGACGCUGGAGAGGGACGUCGAGCAGGGGAUGAUGCACGGCGAGGUCUUCUCUGCGGACUCGAGGAAAAACUACAUCCUUGCGGACGAUUCUUGGAAGUACGACAAGAUGCCAGAAUUCUUCAACGGCAAGAACGUCGCGGACUUUAUCGACCCGGAUAUCGAGGCCAAGCUGGAAGCUUUGGAGCGGGAAGAGGAGGCGCUCGAGGCGCAGGGCUUCUACGCGUCCGACGAGGAGGAGAUUCUCGACUCGGACGAAGAGGCCUUCCUGGAUGCCGCUGCGCAGAUCAAGUCCAAGGUGGCAGUCAUCAAGCAGAGCUCGCAAGCCAAGAACCGGCUCCAAAACCGUCCCGUCAUCCCCCGCAAGAAGCGCCACAUCACCCUACAGGAGAUGAUGGCCGGUAUGCGCAAAAACGGUGUCGACCCCUCCGUCAUCGAAAAGCGGGCGAAGCGACUCAUGGCGCAAAAGAAGGCCGAGUGGGAGGCGGCAGGCGGGGAUGCGCAGAUGGAGGACGGCGAGGGAGACGACGGGAUGGAUGUCGAUAUGGACGGCGGAGAUGGCGCGUCGACGGCGACGGGCACGACGGCGGGCAAGGUGCAGAGGGGCAACAGGCAGCUCGCGGGUCUCAAGAACCGAGAGCAGGACCUCAAGGCCACGGAGCUUCGGAAGUUUGCCCAGAGAGAGCCAAACAGGUUGGCCAAGGCUUCCGAGUCGGAUCGUCAUAUUCCAAUCACGAGGCCGAGGUGGAUGUUGGCCGGGAAGCGGAAGAAUGGAAAGACGGAUUACCGUUAG